AUGUCAUUCUUCACUGGUAACCUGAUGCAGUGUGGAUAUGAAUGGGCUCCAUCCAUCUGCAUCAGAGCCUCCAACCGACCUGUUAGCGGAAACAUCUUAAAAAACAAAGCUGUCGAGUUUGCUGCUGACCUGAACGUUGAUGCCUUUAAGGCAUCCAACGGGUGGCUUGAUCGUUGGAAGAAACGCCACGAGAUUGUGUUGAAGAGAGCGCAGGGAGAGCAGAAAGGUGCAGAUGUUUCUUCUGGGGACAGCUGGGUUGAAAAGGGACUGCCUGCGGUUCUUCAGCGCUACCAGCCAGGCGAUGUGUACAGUGCUGACCAGACCGGACUUUAUUAUCGUGCUCUGGCAUGUGGUUCCCGCGCUUUCAAGAAAACCGCGCACCUUGAAGACCGGGUCGCGCUCUUGGUUUGCUGCAGCAUGACUGGUGAAAAGAGGCCUCUUUUGUUAAUUGGAAAAUCCCCCAAACCCCGUUGUCUCCGUGGAGUUAGUAAUCUGCCCAUCUCUUACACUUACAGCUCCAACGCGUGGAUGACAUCGUAUAUUUUCGAGCGGUGGCUGAAACAGUGGGACACAUCUCUCAAAGCCCAGCGUCGCCAUAUCGCGCUCUUUGUGGAUAACUGCCCUGCUCAUCGUGCGAUCAAACUUGACAGCAUUGAAUUGAUUAUUCUGCCAGCAAAUGUAAGCUCUCCGAUACAGCCGUGUGACCAGGGGGUCAUCCCCGCACUAAAAGCACACUACAGUCGAUUGAUUGCUUCCAAGAGUCUCGCUGCGGUGGACGGUGUGCAGCCUGCACCGGAGCUUGCAAGGAUAGACCUGUUUACAACUAUGCUGUUGAUCAAGGAAAGCUGGGACGCUGUACAAAGUGAAACCAUUGUUAACUGCUUCCGCACAGCUGGCUUUUCCAAAGAGGGCGGCCCGGCGUCGGUGAUUAAGGAGGAAGCGAUUGUCCUAGACCGGUUUCCAGAGGAUGAGCUCAGUGCUUUCACCGGGGCGGAUAACGAUGCGGAAUGCAUUGAGCCGUUGGGAGAUGAGCAAGUCGUGGGGGGUAAACCGUCUGCUGCUUCUGCCUCAGAUGAGGAAGCUGCCGUACGCAGCCCAGGCUUGCUCACAAUUCAACCGGAGAGAGCGGAGUAG
Messenger RNA from Acipenser ruthenus (sterlet), 1134 nucleotides. Its product is annotated as tigger transposable element-derived protein 4-like. Gene Ontology annotation, molecular function: DNA binding. Gene Ontology annotation, cellular component: nucleus. Lineage: Eukaryota; Metazoa; Chordata; Actinopteri; Acipenseriformes; Acipenseridae. The transcript has 3 exons. The record is from RefSeq and is a predicted model, not a curated record. Bases 1 to 1134 code for a protein of 377 amino acids.